Colletotrichum godetiae is the source of this 1305-nucleotide messenger RNA. Its product is annotated as aldehyde dehydrogenase. The transcript is spliced from 7 exons. Gene Ontology annotation, molecular function: aldehyde dehydrogenase (NAD+) activity. Bases 1 to 1305 code for a protein of 434 amino acids. The record is from RefSeq and is a predicted model, not a curated record. NCBI's taxonomy places the organism in Eukaryota, Fungi, Ascomycota, Sordariomycetes, Glomerellales, Glomerellaceae.
AUGGCCGCCACCAAUAGUGAUAACUUCGCAACGCUGAGUCUCAGCGACCGCUUUGUCCAAAUUAUCAAUGGAAAAGCUUCUCAAACGGAGAAGAAUCGACAUGGCAUCAAUCCAGCGAACCUGAGAGCAAAAGCAGAGGUCCCUAUUGCUACACGCGGGGAUCUUGACCUUGCCGUCGCCGCAGCAAAAGAUGCCUUCAAAGGAUGGUCGAAGGUUCCCUAUGAAGACCGGAAGAAGGCAGUCCUGGCGUAUGCGGAUGCUGUUGAUAGCUACAGAACCCAGUUCAGGGACUUGCUAAUCUCUGAGCAAGGAAAGCCUAUCCCUCAAGCAGACGCCGAGACAGAUGCUGCUAUCAGCUGGAUCCGUGGCAUGGCCAAUAUUCCGCUCCCAGAGGAUGUUGUAGAGGACAACGAUCACCGAACCAUCAUCACUCGUUACGCUCCUCUGGGUGUGGUUGGGGCUAUUGUUCCUUGGAACUUUCCCUUGCUCCUGGCCACAGGUAAGAUCGCGCCAGCUCUCCUGACCGGAAAUGUGAUCAUUGUGAAGCCCUCACCUUUCACACCGUACUGUGGGUUGAAGCUGUCCUUGAGCGGAGACGAUGACCUUGGCCCUUGGUUGACAAGUCACCCGGGCAUUGAUAAGAUCAGCUUCACUGGAUCCACAGCGACCGGAAAACUGGUGAUGCAGAGUGCUAGCAAAACUUUGAAAAGGGUUACAUUGGAGUUGGGAGGAAACGAUCCCGCCAUCGUGUUUCCGGACGUAGAUGUUGACAAGGUCGCUGAAAAGGGUUAUAACCUUGGUGAUGGCUCGCAACCCGGGGUAACUCACGGUCCUCUACAGAACUCAAUGCAGUAUGAACGAGUCAAGACAUUCUUUUCGGAUAUUGAGUCGCAAGGAUGGAAAGUUGCCGUUGGGGGCAGCAUCGAGAAGUCCCAAGGCUAUUUCAUAACUCCUACCAUCAUCGAUCGGCCUCCCGAGAAGUCUCGUCUGGUUGUCGAGGAGCCUUUUGGACCUAUUGUUCCCCUUCUAUCCUGGAGCAACGAAGACGAGGUUAUUUCCCGAGCCAAUGAUACGUCGAUGGGUCUUGGAGCAUCCGUCUGGUCGAACAAUCUGGAUAAAGCAGCAAGAGUUGCCAGACAAAUUCAAGCCGGUAAUGUCUGGAUCAACACACACUUCGAUCUCUCACCCCUCGCUCCGUUCGGAGGGCACAAGGAGAGUGGCAUUGGGACCGAGUGGGGCGCAAAUGGCCUGAAGGGGUUCUGCAACGUGCAGACCCUGUUUCUUAACAAGCAAGUUGUUAGCUAG